Messenger RNA from Plectropomus leopardus (leopard coralgrouper), 1240 nucleotides. NCBI's taxonomy places the organism in Eukaryota, Metazoa, Chordata, Actinopteri, Perciformes, Serranidae. The record is from RefSeq and is a predicted model, not a curated record.
AUAUCAGGGGGGUCAAAAUCGGAGCCGCCGCUCUGGUAAAAGAGGAGGAGGACGAGGAGCUGGAUGGUCAGGCGCUGGAUUUCGGGGAAGUCUGCAAGGAAACAGAGGAAGUCAAAGCCAGAGGGGACACGCCGGAGGGUCGGAGAGGACGGAGCAGACCACAGCUGAGGGCCUGAAGAUCGUCCUCCGGAGCGGAAACGUCCAGGACCAGACUACUGACGUCAUCGUCAACACCAUCUCAGAGGACAUGAACCUGAGACAGGGGGCCGUGUCCAGUGCCAUCCUGCAGGCGGCGGGGCCACGCCUGCAGUCCGCCGUCCGCUCUGAAGCCAAGUCCACCGCGCUGCGGCACGGAGACGUCAUCAUCACCGACGGCUUCGACCUCAAGUGUCAGAAAGUCUUUCACGCUGUCUGUCCAUAUUGGAACAGCAGAGCCGGUCAGGUCGAGGAGGAGCUGAUGUCCAUCAUCACUUACUGUCUGGAGGAGGCUGAAAAGAGUCGCAUGGCGUCGCUGUCCUUCCCCGCCAUCGGCACGGGGAACCUGGGCUUCCCCAGGGACGUGGUGUCCAGAGUCCUGCUGCAGGAGAUCCACGCGUUCAGCCGCAGACGAGCUCCUCGCCAUCUGAGCGAGGUCGCCAUCGUCGUUCACCCGAGCGACAGCCAAACUGUGGAUUGUUUCAGCAGAGCGUUCAAAGGUCAGACUGCUCCCCGAAUCCAACACCAAGCUCAAGAAUCGAAAGAGUCACCAGUCAGGCCGCCACUCAGCCAAUCUCAGCAGCCUGCAGCCUCCUUCGGUCAGGUGUCGUCCCCGUCCCUCGGUGUGUAUCGGGUGCAGUUGGGUCAGCUCGCCCUUGAGGUGUCGUCUGGUGACAUCACCAAGGAGGCCUGUGAUGUCAUCAUCAACUCCUCCAAUCAGGACUUCACCCUUAAAUCAGGAGUUUCGAAGGCGAUCUUAGACGCCGCCGGAUUAACAGUUGAGCUCGAGUGCUCGCAGAUCGUGCGUUCUCCGGAUUACCAGCCCGGCCCGUUCAUCCUGACGUCAGCCGGCCUGCUGCCCAGCAGACACAUCGUCCACGUGGUCGGCCGGAACGAUCCCGCCAAGAUUAAAGACAUCGUUUACUCGGUGCUGAAGUUCUGCGAAGAGAACAAGCUCAACUCCGUCUCCUUCCCGGCGCUGGGAACAGGUCUGUGCAGAACCCCAAAAUAUAUUACACGUUACUUUUAUCACGGGAAGCCCUAA